AUGUCGAAGAAAGCAUUAGUCAAGCAGUUGCAAAAGGAACUAGCCAGACUGGAGAACGAGUUACGAAAUUUAACCUCACUUGCCGCCUCGGGUGAUUCUGCAUCAGCACUAAAAGAGAAAGAAAUGCUCAUUGAAAAGAUGGAAAAAGAGAUAAGAGAAUUAACUCAACAACGUGACCUGGCUCGGUCUCGCGCUGAGGAUCUGAUACAUACAGGGGAAGCAUAUCAAAUUCCAAGAUCAUGGGAUGAUAACUAUGAGAAACGUUCUUGGGCAGAUGAAUAUUCAGCAUCUGAAGCAUCGGAGAUAAUUGAUACUACCCGUUCUGAUGUUGCACAUCUCAUUUAUCUGACAAACGCAAAGGCAUUAACUCCAACAAGCGUGAAGAACCAUUCUUUGAGAAUGCUGAAAUGCAAUUUUUGUCGGAUGACACCUCCCCGAGAUUAUAUAUUGAUAAAUAUUUUGGUCCUGAUCCAUGUAAAGGUUGGGAGAAGAUUGCUCAAGAAACUGAUGAGAAUUUCGAAGAUAACUGCAAGGAAGUCCAAUGUAUUGAACUGCCUUCCACUCCUAAUGGAGAUCACGAUUCAGGACAAUCUCCUUGUUCAUCCGAUGAAAGAAAUAUCUGAUCUCGGAUGUGCAAUACCAAGGAGCAAAAGCUGUACACAACUUCCACUGCCAAUGCAAAAAUCACAGAGUUCCGAGUUUACAGAAGAAAAUGAAAGCACUUCACCAGAUGAAUUUGAGAAGGAAUCUCCAAAAAGACAGGAUGAUAAUCACGGAAAGCUUUCUAAAAUAGAGCCGACUGCCAUGAUGAAGAUCUAUGCAGAAAAGACUUGGCGGAGCCAGCCGUUUGAAGAUCUUGAGGCUGAAAAAACUCUGAAGGAACCAGAAAAAACUAAAGAUGAUGGCUCUAAAAAAGAUUAG
Fraxinus pennsylvanica is the source of this 921-nucleotide messenger RNA. Lineage: Eukaryota; Viridiplantae; Streptophyta; Magnoliopsida; Lamiales; Oleaceae. The record is from the annotation of a GenBank genome assembly.